This is a messenger RNA of Sinocyclocheilus anshuiensis, 1545 nucleotides long. Its product is annotated as vesicle-trafficking protein SEC22a-like. The transcript is spliced from 7 exons. Gene Ontology annotation, biological process: endoplasmic reticulum to Golgi vesicle-mediated transport. NCBI's taxonomy places the organism in Eukaryota, Metazoa, Chordata, Actinopteri, Cypriniformes, Cyprinidae. The record is from RefSeq and is a predicted model, not a curated record. The coding region runs from base 148 to 1059 and encodes 303 amino acids.
UGAAUCAAACGUGAGAGCGGCAGCAUCUGCUAUGAAAUCUGCAGGAAGAGCUCAGCGAUCACGAUAGUAUAUUAGCAACAUAUCUAAAAAAGGAUUAUAAUGUCUUAAUAUAUAUUAAAACGGCUUGUGUCAGUAGGUGUCUGUAAGAUGUCUGUGGUGCUGUUUGCCUCUGUGGUGAGAGUGAGGGACGGUCUACCACUCUCGGCCUCCACAGACUACGAACAGGAUAAAGGAUUUCAGGAGACUAAGAAACAUCUCAAGGGUCUGUCCAAAAAACUCAGCCAAUUUCCUGAUCGCUGCUUACUCAGAUCUGGCCUUUACAACAUUAAUUUCACAAGCUCUCUUGGAGUCGGGUACUUGAUGGUUUGCACAGAAAACUAUCCCAAUGUCCUGGCCUUCAGCUUCCUGGACGAGCUUCAGAGAGAGUUCAUUGUCACGUAUGACACCAAGCGGAUCAACGGCGCUUUGAGGCCCUUCUCUUUCAUUGAGUUUGAUAACUUCAUUCGGAAAACCAAGCAACGUUACAACAGCCCACGUUCCCUCUCCACCAAGAUUAAUCUGGCCGAAAUGCAGACUGAGAUCAAGCUCCGGCCUCCUUAUCAGCUGUCCGCGGAGGACAUUGGAUCAAUCAACGGCUUCUCACAACACAAGCAGUCUAAAUAUAAAGGCAUAGCUCCUAAUCAAAUGAUGGAGGCCGUCACCCUGUCGGGUAUCGUUGCCUGUGUCCUAAGUGUCCUGUGCGGCUCUCUUAAUUUGCUGCGGGGAGUCCACGCAAUAGAAAGCGUAUUGCAGAACGAGGAUGAAGACUUUAAUUACGUAAUUGCCUUUUUCCUCGGAACCGCGACCUGUUUGUAUCAGUGUUACUUGUUUGCCCACUUCUCAGUUUGGAGGAACAUCAAGUCAUUCCUGGCCUUUGCUAUGAUCUGUCUAUGUAACAUGUAUCUGUAUGAACUCCGUAACAUGUGGCAGAUCCUCUUUCACAUGACAGUGGGAGCGUUCAUCACUCUGCAGAUCCACCUGAGACGACCGCAGGGCAAAUCACCUGACUACAACGUUUGACCCUCUUGAACUCUUUCAAGACUGCGUAACAUAGCCCAAUAUGGCAACCCCAACCUGUUCCCACCCCAUCUGAGGACAAAAGAACUAUGGCUUGUGAAGCAGGUUUUCCAAAUGAUUUUGAUAUUGUUUAAGAAACUGCUGUUUCACAUCCAGUUGAGGGCACAGAUGAGAAACUGCUGUUCUAGUUGAAGCAAAAGAUUCAUAAUAGUGACUUCAUAAGCGCACAGUAUUAGAUUCAUGCAUGGAAUAUUGAAGAAAGUGUUAGCAGAUGAAUCAGAUGUGCACAAUUAAUAUAUUUUCCAGUAGGAAGGAGUUGUAGUUAUUUUUAAUUUUAAUUGACAUCAGGACUUAAAGAGACAGCUCACCCGAAAAUGAAAAUUCUGUCAAGAUUUCUCAAAGAAUGUUCAGAGGGCUUUCCUCCAUACAAUAAACGUGGAUUGUGAACAGGGUCUGUCAAAGUGUAUAUAUAUAUAUAUAUACAGUGGG